AUGCCGGACUCAUCGCAGACCCCAGCCGCCACAGCAUUGCUCAAUCUCGACCAUGAGAUCAAGACAGCUUCCGAGGAGAGACUACGCGCACUGUUGUUGUCCAUCUGCAAUGAGAUCCCCGAAGCACACAAAAAAGCCGUGAAAGAGCUGUUUGUAGACAGCUCUAUUGUCAAAAACGUCCCUGGACAAAUCGCAGGCACCAAGCGCCCUGUUUCGCGGUACGAGCGUUGUGGAAACUGCAAGGAAGAGUUCGAUGUUACGGAGAACUCGAAGACGAGUUGUCGAUAUCACCCCGGAUAUGCGUUCCCCGAUGAAGAACUCUUUGCUGAUCACGAUGAACCGUUGGAGAUCCUAGAUAGUGAUGACUAUCGCAAAAGCUACCCUGAAAACUUCAUCUUUGAUUGUUGCGAUGGGAAUUUGAUGGAUGAUAUUGGAUGCGAGGUGGAUUGGCACCGGUCGCUGGAAACAGCGGACAUCUCGAAAAGAACGAGACUCGACAUGUUGAAGGAAUAUGACGAUCAAAGUUCAUCCGAGUAUGAAUCAGAAUAG
Penicillium atrosanguineum is the source of this 549-nucleotide messenger RNA. RefSeq lists its product as uncharacterized. Bases 1 to 549 code for a protein of 182 amino acids. The transcript is spliced from 2 exons. NCBI's taxonomy places the organism in Eukaryota, Fungi, Ascomycota, Eurotiomycetes, Eurotiales, Aspergillaceae. The record is from RefSeq and is a predicted model, not a curated record.